Molecule: messenger RNA, 481 nt
Organism: Metopolophium dirhodum (rose-grain aphid)
Lineage: Eukaryota; Metazoa; Arthropoda; Insecta; Hemiptera; Aphididae
Exons: 3
Coding region: 48-350 (100 amino acids)
Source: RefSeq, a predicted model, not a curated record
AACAGGUUUUGAAAAGUAUUUCGAUAAAGACAAAAAAACCAAAAAAGAUGAUCAAAAGUCUGACAGCUCUGCUAGCAAACCGACCUCUUUCGACAACGUAUUUAAAAAGAAAAUCAAUCGAAUUUCACAAGGCAUCAAUUUCAUCAAUAAAUAAUAUACAUAGAGCAUGUUUACAAGCCAUUGUAAACAAAUCUUUGACUAUUGAUGGUCCAACACCAACAAACAUUUCCAAAAACUCUGAACCAGAAACGGAUAAAAACGGAACAUCUGCUUCACCAGCCGUUGCUUUUGCGAGUAAUGUUUUACCGAUACCCAGAGGUCCUAAGAACAAAAAAUGGAAAUUAUAUUAAUUCAAGAUGAGCAACCAAACAAGUACAACUGAUACAACAUUUAAAAUGCCUAAGGCACCUCCAGUUUAUCCAUCUCAAUCUGAAGUUUUACUUGUUCAAGACAUUAUUAUUUAAAUAUUAAAUUAGCAAUU